Cryptotermes secundus is the source of this 3489-nucleotide messenger RNA. It is a transcript of the gene HGTX, whose product is annotated as homeobox protein Nkx-6.2. Gene Ontology annotation, cellular component: nucleus. Bases 412 to 1443 code for a protein of 343 amino acids. Gene Ontology annotation, biological process: regulation of transcription by RNA polymerase II; cell differentiation. The record is from RefSeq and is a predicted model, not a curated record. The transcript is spliced from 3 exons. Gene Ontology annotation, molecular function: DNA-binding transcription factor activity, RNA polymerase II-specific; RNA polymerase II cis-regulatory region sequence-specific DNA binding. Lineage: Eukaryota; Metazoa; Arthropoda; Insecta; Blattodea; Kalotermitidae.
GUGGAGGUUGCUGCUCCACCCGAGCGUGACCUGGUGAUCUGUGUGGUUCAGUUGCCAAGCAGGACGGCGGGCGAACUUGACGCCAGACAUCCGUGUUUUCUUUGGACAAUGUCUGUGCGAGAACAGUAACCACUGCUGACAUCUAUACACUGGGCUCCGUAACUGUGUUGUGCGCGGUGACAGCAUGAGGAUCGUGCCGCGGUACUGUGACCAACAUGGCGGGCGGCGGUGAAACGAUCUGAAUCCCGUGACUCCACAGCUACAGCCGCCACGACGGCUUCCCCACGGGACUUCACCCCAACCCACGUGACUGGUACGGACACAGACUCGCAAGGGACAACAAGAUCCUCUUCACUGUCAUCUCCCCCUUCGCCUGUCCCUAGCAGCAGGGGCCUCCAGUCCCCUGUCCCAAUGUUGGACUUCACAGCUAAUGGGGCCUCUAACUGCGGCGGGGGUCCCGGUUCGAUACCGCCGCCCGCACAUCCGGUUGUUGCAUCCCCGUCGGUGUUGUCUUUUCUUAAUUUGAACGUGGACGGGACGACGAGGGGCGGGUCUGGAGGUGGUGCCUUUAUGUUAGGAAACCAACCCCUGGCAGCGUUGCACAGCAUGGCAGAGAUGAAGUCUGCAGCCCUGUUUCACUCGCAGCAGGGGUACGGGAGCACACCGUCCGGGCCGACGCACACACCCACACACCUCGGCAGCCCAGGCAGCGGCAAGGGCAGUCCGACGUCCUCCACCAGUUCUGCCGGACAUACGUCUAACCCCCACGGAAUUGACCACAUACUCAGUCGGCCGGCGCCAGUUACCACGUCCUCCAGCUCCAGCGCCGCAGGUUUACCGCGCGGGUUCAACGUGUCUGCCACCGCAGCGGGUAUGGCGGCGGCGGGCAUGGCGGCAGCUGCGGGCAUGGCAGCGGCAUCCUACUUCCACCACCAUCACCAUAGCGCUGCCUCCAAGCACCACCAUCCCCUUGCCGAACUUACAUCUCGCUCGGCCAUCUACUGGCCGGGGUUGCAAGGGCUCGUCAGCAACCCCAUGGCGUGGCGCGACAGGCUCAGUGCCAUGGGGCCCGGCAACAUGGCGCUAGUCGACAAGGACGGCAAGAAGAAACACACGCGGCCCACGUUCAGCGGACAGCAAAUCUUCGCGCUCGAGAAGACGUUCGAACAGACCAAAUAUCUGGCUGGACCUGAACGGGCAAAGCUCGCCUAUGCACUGGGCAUGACUGAGUCACAAGUCAAGGUCUGGUUCCAGAAUCGGAGAACAAAAUGGCGGAAGAAGCACGCAGCAGAAAUGGCGACAGCGAAGCGCAAACAAGAAGAGGCUGAGGGACUGGCUGACGGGGACGGCUCCGACAGGGACGAUGAAGACCUUGGAGUCAGAGGUAACGCUGCAAAACGGCUGAGGCGAGAACUGCAAGAGGAAGAACUAGCUCGACAGUGAGGUAUAGUUCUGUGAGUUAUGUGGCGGAAGAACUGGCACAACAAUGAGAUCAAACUCGGCGAAGAGUUUCGAGGAAGAACUUUCACGGCAGUGAGAUAUAGUUUUGUGAGUUAUGUGGAGGAAGAACUGGCACUACAAUGAGAUCAAACUCAGCCAAGAGUUUCGAGGAAGAACUUUCAAGACAGUGAGAUAUAGUUCUGUGAGUUAUGUGGAGGGAGAACUGGCAUAACAAUGAGAUCAAACUCAGCAAAGAGUUUCGAGGAAUAAUUUUCACGACAGAGAGAGAUAGUUCUGUGAGCGCUGCGGAGGAAGAACUGGCACAAUAAUAAGAUCAAACUCAGCAAAGAGUUUCGAACAUGAACUGUCAAAACGGUGAGAUAUAACUCCGUGAGUUGAGAGAUGAUGAACUAGUGUCAUAUACAUAGUAUAUUCCGGUGAUGCUGCUACCAAAAGCACAUAAAACACAGUGGAAUAGAUGAAAUGCAUUCUCUGACAUUAAGACAUCGCGUUGUCUUAAAAUCUAAUCACUGGAUUGCUUGCAUGCAGAAAGAUGUGAUCUGGACUGCGCAGGUCUGUGAUGUGAUCCAAAGAACAGAACAGAAUAAAAUAUAAAAAUACAAGAUAUUCUGUAGACUAUCACAGAUAUGUGUCCAGUAUUAUAACGUGCCAAUUUACAUUUCAGCAAAACGGCGAAUUCCGGGUCUACGAUACUAUGAACCCAGAACUUAAUAAUGAACUGUUGAAUGUUAAACGUAGACUAAAAUAGUCGGAAGUGCUACACAGGGAGUCAAUUCGUCAAAGAUUUGAAGACACAGUCGACAUUGAAUUGAUGUAUUAUUUAUUGUAUUAUAAUUAAAGACGAUUUGAAGAAAAAACUACUUUGCGUCCAAAAAAAACGGUUGAACUUGUUAAUAAGAAAGCUACAUGAAAUUCUUAGUUUCUUUGAGUUUUCCUGUAACUAACACUGACAAAUGAAUACAUAUUACUUAACUCUUUAAAGCACUGUGGUAACUAUAUGCACCACUAGCUUUAACAUUAAAGAACUCUGCAUUUUUCCCCCACACACUGGAUUUAUGUGCUUCAAACGAGUCUCGCAAUAAACAGCGAUUAUUUCCCUAAACAGAUGCAACCGGCUGCUUUUUGUAAUGGAAACGUAGAGUGUUUCCUGUGAGGUAGGAAUUGAAUUUUGACGUGCUAUUUCGAUGUUUUUCAAACUUCGAGAAAAAUACAACGGUAGAAACAACUGAAUAACAUUAUUCGCAUCUUCUGACUAUCAAAAACCAGGAGAAGCUAUUCAUGUUGGGCCCAGUACUGAUGCCUCAUGGCAGUUGUACUGCAACUGCAGCUAGUCUGCAGACAAUCCCCUCUGUCUUCUGUCUUUUUCGGGCUUCAGAGGAAUCACAUAUGAUAACUGCUAGGGGUCAGUCAGGCUGUAGUCUUCUGAAAUUAUAUUUAAUAUAGCAAAAUAAUGCACAAUCUUGUUGGUUAUGAAAGGGAUAUAACAAUCUUCGUAACACUCUCGGAAUGCAAAUAGAUCUUCAUCAUGAUCCAUGAAACUUAAAUCAGUAAAAACGAGUAAAUCACAUAGUAAACAUGUUUGUAGGCUGAGCGGGAAGUAGACAUUAAGUUGUACUCAGCGCAGGUGUACAUUGAGAUCAGAUGCAUGAUCUAUGAUUUCUGAAGAGAAAUGACAAAAAGUGACACUCAAUGUCAAGUAGCACCUCAUAAUGAAGAAAUUAAGUAUUAAAAUGGAUGUCCAUGUAAACAAAUGAAAGCUAGUUUAAGCCUGAAUAAAAUUAUUUCACAAGAAUCCAUUACAAGUUAAAAAGUAAUGUCUGGACACUUAUCAGUGUAUAGGAACCAGAACCUUCCCAGAAACUUCAUGGAUUUUUUAUUUUGCUGUAACACUUUCAAGCAAAGCGGUUAUUAUAGGUACCACUUGCCUUAAUAUUCAAGAAGUACACAGUUUUUCCUCACAGAGUAGAAUCAUUUAUGUGUUCCGUAUGAUUCUCACAAUAAACAGUGAUUAUUUCCCUAAACAGCAUU